GGCUAACAAGCGCGAGUUCGGGGCGUCUAAAUCGUUGCGUUAAAAUAUAAAGAUUUUGAUUUUGUUUACGCGAAGCAAAUAUACAAAAAGAAGCACCAUAUUGAAAAAUUUGGACUGAAUUACCAGAUUUAAAAUAUACAUAUAUACAAGAAUAUGUUUGGUUUUGCACUCUGAUGCACUUAAAAAGCAUUAUCCGGACCUUCAAAAUUUACCACUCGAUACAAUGAAGGCUUUUAUCUUCGCACUAUUUCUCGGAGCCCCCUAUCUCUUUCGCCACAUUAAUGCUUUGCCGGAAAUAUCCAAUUGCGCCUUUGAGGACACCGUCAAUUUGACCGCCAGCAAAAAAUUCAGCAACGGAUCUUACCUCUAUGAAGGUGUGUUGGUGCCACCUGCUCUAAUCGGCCACUACAACUUUGUGGAGCUGUACGGUGGAGAACGUCAGCAUGUGAAGAAACACAUUCGAGGCUGUGUGUGUCGCCUCAAACGAUGCGUAAAGUUUUGCUGUCAUCCUCGGGCGGAAAUGUAUCGCACAAGCAAGGACUCCGAUUCCAAAUGUAAUGAGAAGCUGAGUGAGGAGCUUUCUUAUUCGCCCUUCGUAAAUAUUACUUUACGUAAUAACAGCCAGGUUUUGAUGCAUGUCCUGGAUGAAUUUGUGGUGCAGCAAGGAAUCCCCUGCGGUGGAGCAUACAUGCUUAUGCAGCAUAAAUAUGAAGAACACCGUUGGGAAUUGUUUGAGAAUGGUACACUGCUACGCACAAGUGAUCAGGUGCUCCUUUCAAGACGGGAUUAUUGCCUGCAAGGAUAUAAGGCGGAAGAUGGAAAAUAUAUGCUGAAUCCAAUGAAUUGUCCCAUUACCUAUGAGGAGCCUCCAACACUCAUGCUCAACACGAUAAUUCUGAUGAUUUCUGCUCCAUUCUUAUAUGCGACCAUUCUGAUCUACUGGCUCAUCCCGGAGUUGUGGAACUUGCACACCAAAUGUUUAAUUUGCUAUCUACUGUCGUUAGCUAUUGGCACCACGAUGAUUGUAGUGACAAACAUCCAAAAAUCGGAUUACGACAACUUGCUUUGCGCCAUUAUUGGAUUUGUGACGUACUAUUUCCUCACGGCGGUAUUUUUCUGGCUUAAUGUCAUCUGUUUUGAUCUUUGGCACAAUUUUCGCGGCACCAAAGGAAAUGUUCAGCAUUUGACUCAGAGAAAACGAUUCUUCUACUACGCUCUCUACGCUUGGGGUCUGCCGGCUCUCAUGACCGUUUUGACUAUAGCUUUGCAGUACUCCGAUUUGCCAAAUAAACUCAAGUCCGGUAUAGGAUAUUCCCAUUGUUGGUUGAAAGUUGACGACUGGUCAGCCAUGAUUUAUUUCUACGGACCCUGCCUAGUGCUUAUUGUUUUCAACAUGGUUAUAUUUUACCUAACCGCUGAGCGGAUCUACACCAUACGAAAGGAAUUGAAAAUGUUCUCUCAGGGCGAAGACAGCAGGCGACAUUUGCGUUCCCAAAAAAAUGAUUUAUGGCUCUUCUUUCGAUUGUUCAUUGUUAUGGGAAUCGGUUGGUUGCUGGAGGUGCUGGGCUAUAUCGUUGGCAGUAAGAGUGAGUACGCCAUUAUUUUCGCAUUCGCCGACAUUUACAACGCUUCCCAGGGUUUGAUUUUAUUUGUGCUGUUGGUUAUGAAGAAGAAGGUGCUGCUACUCAUAAAGAAGAGAGUCUUUAAAUCGGAUAGCACUGUGCAGUCAUCAAAUGGGCGAACAACCAAAUCUAGUGCAUCGACCAGGGAACUGACUAAUCUGGCAAGUCGACAGAAAGUCCGGAACUAAGGAUCACAGCAUAGAUAGACUAUGUAUCCACACAUGUCACCUACAAAUACAUAAGUAAUAUCUAUAUAAUUUCUGUCUAUUCAAACAAGUUUCUCUGCAUACAAAUCUCUUGACUUCAUACGAGAGUGCUGAGUAUUCUUGGCAACUCAAUUUUAAACAUCUACACAAUUUAUAAAUUUAUUUAAAGAACUUAUAAAAGUCCAAAUACGUAAAGCUAAUCGCUAGUUUAUUAAGUUGGAGGUAUUCAUUAGGUCCAUUAGAACUUUGGUAUUAAUAUUCGUACAAUAAAUGUCUCUACAAAUGCAUUCUAGGAUUUUUUAGGUUAAGUUUUAUGUAAGAAUUUAUAAAAUUAGAAGUAAGCGAUUGUAAUUAGUAUAUUUUCAAUAAAAGUGGGUUUUAUGAAAAAGAUAAAACGCCUUUA
Molecule: messenger RNA, 2231 nt
Organism: Rhagoletis zephyria (snowberry fruit fly)
Lineage: Eukaryota; Metazoa; Arthropoda; Insecta; Diptera; Tephritidae
Product: G-protein coupled receptor Mth2-like
Biological process (GO): G protein-coupled receptor signaling pathway; cell surface receptor signaling pathway
Cellular component (GO): plasma membrane
Molecular function (GO): G protein-coupled peptide receptor activity
Source: RefSeq, a predicted model, not a curated record